UACAUCCUGUUUACCUUGAUGAUAACCUGUAAUACGUCAUAUACUGUGUAAAGCCAAUGAUCGAUCUAUAACAUUCAUACUACGUACAACAAAGACUACAUAUACUAUCUACAACAAAGACAAAAUAUUUAUUUCAUAUAAUACGAAUUUCGAACCAAACUACUUUUAAAAGAUCCUUGUAAGAAUGUUUAAAGAAAUCGCCAUUCUUAGCAUCUUGAUUCAAAUGGCUGGCGGUUUUCUGCUAUCUAAAGAAGAAAACCAUACCGGAUGCAGCGGUCGAAUGCUUACUGGGGACAAAGUAAGGCAAUGCGCUAUAAAGGAUGGCACUAGUAUGCUUCUUGAACAAAGAAAUGCUGAAUGGGGAUGGGGAGAGCGUUCUGAGGCUGAAGCAAUAAUUGCACUUCAUUUAGCUAAUGAUGCAUGGUUUUCAAAGAAAGAUCCCACCUCUUAUAUAAGCGUGAAACAAAUGAACUUGGAUUUGCUUUCUGCGAUCAGCAACGAUGUAGCACUAACAAAUCCAGCAUGGGGACGUGGCAAAUUAGCUCAUUACGUCCUAGGACUAACAGCUACAUGUCAAGAUUCACGAAACUUCUAUGGACAUAACUUGAUAGAUAAACUUCAGAACCAUCUAAACGUAUCUUCGCAACAUUUUCAGAACAACAAGUUCGCAUAUGCACUUGUUGUUCUAGCAUUAUGUAACGCUAAUGCUAAUGUAGAUGCAGCUUAUUUAAAAGAUAUUUCUACUAAACCAGGCAACUAUACAUUCGGUGUUGACGAAGCUGCGAUGGUUUAUUUAGCUUAUGCUUGUGUCAAUGAUGCUGCAUAUACUUUACAAUCAAAGGCAGCAUUAGAAUACAUACUACAAAAACGUGAUGGUAAAGGGUUAUAUGGCAAUGAAUAUUCUACGGCAUUAGCAGUACAGGCAAUAUUUGCAAGCAAAAAUAAAUCAUUGGAAUCACUGUCAGAUGCUGGGAUAACAUUCAUGGCAAAUUCUAUUGAUCGAAGCAAUAAUCCACAGAAGUUUAUGUUGCUGUCAGUGUUACCAGCCCUGGCCAAAACGUCGUACAUCGAUGUUGGCAGAACCCCCUGUAUAUCAGACUUAAUAGUAACUACCCCUCCUUCGUCGAAGGUAUUCUCAAUUAAAAUUACAGUUAUAAACAACGUAUCAGGUCAUUUCAAUCAAGUGUGGUCAGUUUCUAUAAAUGAAGGUCAGACGUUAUUUAAUGCGUUGCAGAAUUUACAAGCUGUUGAUUCUUCUUUUAGCUUUACCAGUACUACAACAACAUAUGGUCAAUCGAUCAGAUCGGUUUGUGGUAUGUCUGCUCUAACUGUAAAUAGACAAUAUUGGCAGAUGUUGGAUUCCAAUGACACUCCGUUGUCUUCAGCUUCGGACAGAUUCUUCCCAACUGAUGGAUCAAGCUUUACACUGAAGCUGACUAAAUGGUAAUCAGAAGUGCUACCCCGGGAAAAAUGAAGCAUGAACAAUUCAAGGAGACCAAUGUGGAAAUAAACAUUGAUGAAUAAAA
Messenger RNA from Mytilus trossulus (common blue mussel), 1526 nucleotides. RefSeq names its product transcobalamin-2-like. The transcript has 11 exons. The record is from RefSeq and is a predicted model, not a curated record. Lineage: Eukaryota; Metazoa; Mollusca; Bivalvia; Mytilida; Mytilidae. The coding region runs from base 185 to 1447 and encodes 420 amino acids. Gene Ontology annotation, molecular function: cobalamin binding. Gene Ontology annotation, biological process: cobalamin transport.